AUGAAUAACGAGGAUCAUAAGACAGAGGAUACCGCUCCUUCUGUGGAUUCGACAGGAGAAAAGGAAUCUGAGAAAGACGUGGAGGAGAUGGUUGAGGAGAUGCUGAAGGAGGUUGGCAUUAAAUCAAUCUUUCAGGAUGUCCAUAAUUUCAUUGAAACAGCCUUUAAUAGCUUAGACUCAAGGCUUGCGUCUAUUACAAUCCGUGAAUUAAAGAUCACUCGGGAGGUCAUUACAUCAAAGUUUGACGAGCUUGCCGUAUAUGCCAAUUAUGAGGCUAAGCGGCGGAUGAAGAAAACUACUCUGCCUAAAGGAGUUAAAUAUCUCUUGGAAACAUUCCCGGUGGAUGAAAAGGAUGUGACAGAUGGAAACAGCUUCACAGUCUAUGUCAACACUUUGGAGCCGGACCUGUCACCACUGUAUGAGGAUGUUAAAGAGGAUGUAAAGGCUGAAGUAAUGGAUGUAAAGGCUAAAGUAGAUGAAGCAUGGGUUAAAAGUGCAGAAGCAUUAGAGAAGAAACGUUAUGAAGAAGCAACUCAACAUAUGAAAACAAUUGCAUCUCAUGGUUACAGAUUGCUGAAGCUUCAUGGCCAAGAAGUUAUUGGUAUGCCUCUUCAAAUCAGACUAAGGGGAAUGGAUGCACCAGAGAGUGGACAGUAUUAUGGUAAAGAGGCACAAGCAGAGCUCACUAAAAUUGUUAAAGGGAAGAAAUUAACGGUUUUGCCUUAUCAUCAAGAUGAAUAUCACAGAUGGGUAGCAGAUAUUUACUGGCAUGAUGAUUUGUUCAGAAGUGGAUGCUUGAGAACGGUUUUGCUUGGUAUGAUGAAUACCAUGAUCCGCGCAUUAUACUUGGAAAGGCAAUUAAAAAAUUGUGAUUGGCAAGAGGAGGCAAAGAAGAAGGGCGUUGGCUUGUGGGCUUAUCCAAACCCAGAGGAGCCUUGGGAGUGGAGAAAGAAAAACCCAAGAGAGGCAAGGAGAGCGUGA
Microthlaspi erraticum is the source of this 981-nucleotide messenger RNA. Lineage: Eukaryota; Viridiplantae; Streptophyta; Magnoliopsida; Brassicales; Brassicaceae. The record is from the annotation of a GenBank genome assembly.